AUGGCCACCAUCAAGCCCAUCGAGGGCAGAUCUGUCCACCAGAUUCAGUCCGGCCAAGUCAUCGUCGACCUAUGCUCGGUUGUCAAAGAGCUCAUCGAAAAUAGUCUCGAUGCAGGGGCUACCUCCAUAGACAUACGAUUCAAGAAUCAAGGCUUGGAUGCCAUUGAAGUUCAAGAUAAUGGUGGUGGUAUAGCGCCGGAAGAUUUCGAAUCCGUCGCUCUGAAGCAUCAUACUUCUAAACUUAACUCAUACGAUGAUCUAUCUGGCCUGACCACCUUUGGGUUUCGUGGCGAAGCUCUCUCAUCAUUGUGCGCACUCGCUGAGUUCCACGUCGUAACCGCAAGAGCGAGCGAUGGCCCGAAAGGAACCAGGCUGGACUUCGAGGUCUCUGGGAAAUUGAAGAACACAUCGAUAGUGGCGAGUACGAAAGGCACGAUCGUUUCUGUGGCGAACAUAUUUUAUAACUUGCCGGUAAGGAAGAGAGAACUGGAAAAACACAUCAAGAGAGAAUACGGAAAGGUUCUUGGAGUACUGCAUGCGUAUGCCUGCAUCAGCACUGGAGUCAAGUUCUCUGUGAGCAAUCAAAUGCCCAAAGGCAAGAAGACUACUGUGUUCUCCACCAAGGCCAAUCCGACUUCGAAGGAGAACAUUGCAAAUGUCUAUGGUGCAAAGACCUUGCUUGCACUCAUCCCUUUGGACUUGAAGCUGGAAAUGCAACCAGGCCAAGGACCGACGCAGAGCGCUCGAAAUUGGGGAACACAGGUAGAUGAUCCUUCGAGACGGGUUCAAGUCGUAGGCCAUAUCUCACGACCGGUCGUAGGGGAAGGCCGACAGACGCCUGAUCGGCAAAUGUUUUUUGUCAAUUCAAGACCAUGUGGCUUGCCCCAGGUCACCAAGGCUGCCAACGAGGUGUACAAGUCAUAUAAUGUUACUCAAUCUCCAUUCAUUUUUGCGAAUUUUAUCAUGGAUACGAACGCCUACGAUGUCAAUGUUUCGCCGGAUAAACGAACUAUCAUGCUACACGACCAAACAUUAUUAUUGGAGUCUCUGAAGGCCUCCCUUGUCGAAUUAUUCGAAUCUCAUGAUCAGAGUGUUCCGCAGUCGCAAUUACUGUCUGCAAGGAAGCUUCCUCCGUUCAGGCCACUUUCUGUAAUACCCAGAGAUUCAACGGAAAAUUAUGACAUCGACUCUCCUGUUGAGAACAUACGUGAUGGCCUGGAGAGGGCAGACAGAGAUGUUUCAGGCACGACUAAAGAAAUCCUCCAAGAGAACUCCUCACCAGGAAUUGAACAACCCAUAAAUGCUGCAAGUCUCAUUCACAAAUUCGUGGGCAGAAACUCCGAAACUCGAAAUAAGAUAGGGAAUCCCAUACCAGAACAGAAUACCAUUUUAAGUGAAACCGAACGGCUAACCAAAUCAUGGUCAGCUGGCAGAAGCCAUGAAGUAGGGAGACCGCAGCAGCCUCUAUCAAGCUCUGAUAAUUUACCUUCAACUAAUGAUAACGAUGCGACGCCGGAAAGUGCUCCUCGUCGUGUAUUGGAUUUCAAUGCUCGUAUUGCUAGCCAGCAUGCCAAGCAGAUGAUGGAAUUACCAAAGUCCCCUUCUUCUCCGCCGUCUUCUGACGAGGAAGAUAUCCCGGCAAUCAAGCAAAGACCUACCUUGUCCACUCCCGGACCUGUACAAUCUGCUUUCGACCGCAUGCGACCUAAACGCACUCCAAUGGAAACAGCUACAAUUACUAUCGGGGGCGAAACGAUAGAGACAACAGUGGGCAGUGCUCCAUACAAGCGACGAAGGAUACACACUCCGAAGGGACAGCCGGGCAGUCGCGAUACUAGAAGUCCUCUUCUGUUCAAGAGCUUGCGCGAAUUCGCCGCUCCUGGGGCCAGGUUUCCCAACUCACAGGAUUAUGAUGACGAAGAAGUCCACAAUGUCGCAAGUGACACAGAAGAUGAUACUGAUCUUGACCACUCUCGGUUGACUGUGGCAAGCAAAGAUUCCUUACUUGCUUCUACUGCUAGGCUUCACGAAGACACACAAGUUAGCGAUGAUGAGGUCGACCCUCAGCCUGGCAGCGAAUCUGAAGUGAACGAAGCACCGAAUCCAAACAACGACUCUGAUGACGAAUACAUUGACGAAAGUGAGAAGAAGGCGAGAGAAGAAGCUAGGGUUGCCUCAUUGAUUGCCAAAGCAGAACAAGCCAUGGCGAAACCAACACAGGAUAAUCUGAAGCGAGCCACGAAAGUGCUGAAAGGACCAACGAAGAAAUUCUCCACACUUGGCCUCGUCCAGACGAUACCGAUAGACUUUUCAAACCUACAACACGUGCUGCUCCAGAUUGAGACCACGCAGCAAGACCUAAUGAAGCAGGCUCUCACCAGAGAGCCCAGCGGAGAAGGCCUUUUCGUCGACAGCGACGCAGAAGAGAAACUAUCCCUUACAGUCUCGAAGUCCGACUUCCAUCGAAUGCGCAUACUAGGCCAGUUCAACCUAGGCUUCAUCCUUGCUAUGCGUCCUGGCGGCAACACUCUCGCCGACGAGCUCUUCAUCAUCGACCAACACGCGUCCGAUGAGAAAUAUAACUUUGAGCGUUUGCAACAGGCCACCAUACUCACGCCGCAACGUCUCGUCCAUCCGCAUCCCCUAUGCCUCACUGCUAUUGAGGAAGAGAUUAUCGACAAUAACACCCAAGCACUCGUCGCCAACGGAUUCCAGAUAUCCAUCGACACCUCUGGUACCUUGCCCGUUGGUCGCCGCUGCUCCCUCCUAACACUUCCCACGAGUCGUGAGGUAACCUUCACCCCGGCCGACCUCGAGGAGUUACUGGUUCUGCUGAGCGAGAGGGUCGGAAAUGAGAUACCCCGCCCGGCAAAGGUGCGUCGCUUGCUCGCCAUGCGCGCAUGCCGAAGCAGUGUAAUGGUUGGCAAGACAAUGACACCGAGCCAGAUGGAGAGGAUUGUAAGGCACAUGGGCGAGCUUGAGAAACCAUGGAAUUGCCCGCACGGGAGGCCAACGAUGAGACAUUUGUACGGCAUGGCAAGAUGGGAAGCGUGGAAAGAAGGUGAUGGCCUUGUCGGGCUGGGUAAAGAGAGGAUGGAGACGAAUUGGAAGGCGUUCAUGGAGGGCUGA
Messenger RNA from Pseudovirgaria hyperparasitica, 3129 nucleotides. RefSeq names its product DNA mismatch repair protein MutL. Gene Ontology annotation, cellular component: MutLalpha complex. Gene Ontology annotation, biological process: mismatch repair. Gene Ontology annotation, molecular function: ATP-dependent DNA damage sensor activity; mismatched DNA binding; ATP hydrolysis activity. The transcript is spliced from 3 exons. Lineage: Eukaryota; Fungi; Ascomycota; Dothideomycetes; Acrospermales; Acrospermaceae. The record is from RefSeq and is a predicted model, not a curated record. Bases 1 to 3129 code for a protein of 1042 amino acids.